Messenger RNA from Eutrema salsugineum, 1431 nucleotides. RefSeq names its product probable purine permease 23. NCBI's taxonomy places the organism in Eukaryota, Viridiplantae, Streptophyta, Magnoliopsida, Brassicales, Brassicaceae. The record is from RefSeq and is a predicted model, not a curated record. Gene Ontology annotation, molecular function: purine nucleoside transmembrane transporter activity. Gene Ontology annotation, cellular component: membrane.
ACUAUUCUCAUAAUAUCUAAGAGAAACAAUUGAAAAUAUUAUAUAAGAUAUCCACAUAGAAUGAAAUUUUACAUAUUUUAAUUAAAUCUUCAGAGUUAAGACCAGAAGUCAGAAGCUUCCAAACAGAUGACAAGAAAUGAAGAAUCAGAACAAGUUCAGAAUCCAGAACCAGACCAGAGCUUGAGCCAAAGAAGAUUGUUGAUGCUAAAUCAAAGAAAAUGGUGGAUCUCUGUUUCUUUAUGUCUUUUCUUAGUCUUGCUCGGAGAUUCUCUCGUCAUGCUUCUCUUGAACUUCUUCUAUGUCCAAGACAAUCGAGAAGAUUAUGACCAAGAUCUACAGUACAAAGGAACAUGGACUCAAGCUCUGAUCCAAAACGCUGCGUUUCCAAUCCUUAUCCCUCUCUUCUUUAUAUUUCCUUCACCAAAACCAAACCCUGAAACCAACAAUACUCGUUUCCUCUCUUUUCGUCUUCUCAUGCUUUACUUCGCUCUUGGUGUUCUUGUUGCUGCUCAUAGCAAAUUAUUCGCGCUUGGGAAGUUAUACGCAAACUAUGCCAUAUUCACGUUGAUUUCCGCCUCCCAGUUGAUAUUUACCGUGAUUUUCACUGCCAUUAUAAACCGAUUCAAGUUUAACCGAUGGAUUAUCAUAUCUAUAAUCCUCACUCUUGUUGUAUACCUUUUCGGUAAUCCUGAAUUUGGAGGAGAGCCUGUUGAAGCCGAAGUAUCCUAUAGCAAGCAAGCUUGGUUAACCUUUGCUGCUGUAGUUGCUUUCGCAUUAUAUCUCUGUUUAUUCCAACUAGGUUUCGAGAAACUUUUGGUGAAGACAAAGAGAUAUGGUAACAAGAAAGUGUUUAGAAUGGUCUUAGAGAUGCAAAUAUGUGUAUCUUUUGUGGCCUCGGUAGUUUGCCUUAUUGGUUUGUUUGCGAGUGGUGAGUUUAAGGAGUUGAAAGGUGAUAGCGAGAGGUUUAAGAAGGGAACAUAUUACGUUUUGAGUUUGGUCGGGUUGGCUUUGUCGUGGCAGGUUUGGGCGGUCGGGCUAGUAGGUUUGGUGCUUUAUGUUUCGGGUGUGUUUGGUGAUGUUGUACAUAUGUGUGCUUCACCACUUGUGGCUUUGGUUGUUGUGUUGGCAUUUGAUUUUGUGGAUGAUGAGUUUAGUUGGUCUAGAAUAGGUGCUUUGAUAGGAACCGUUUUGGCUUUAGGAUCUUACUUCUGCUCACUGUACAAGAAUAGCAAGAAAUAUCAAAGAGAACCAGAAAACAAUGUUGAAGCUUAGUCUCUCAUGAGUCAUGUUAAAUGUAUGUUAUUGUCUUUUUUUUUUUCAUCAAUAUUUUCUCGUUCUACUUAAUCUUAUAUGUCAAUGUCUACUCUGACAAUUAUGUACAGUAAAUUUUUUAUAAAAUAAUACUAUUAUGACUACGAUAUUUUAUUAAUU